AUUUUUUUUCUUCUAGCACUCUGUGUAAUGUUGCUGCUGGUGCAAAUUUGUUUUUCCACGCGCUCCAUAGAUAGACAGAACAGUAUAAUCAUAAAUAGCGUCUAUCACUGUCUGAGGGUCCCACUUUCCACUCAUUUUUAUCAAAUCCACCUUUAUUUCAUUUUCAAAUCCGUGGGGUGACCACAACACCACUAAACUUAUUUUUUUAUUUAUUUUUUUUAUAUUUCCAUUUUCUUUAUAUAAACUAAAGUAAUGUGCUCACUACCAAAGUUAUAGCUUUUCAUAUUCAAUAGUGCAAAAUCAAAUUUUGAGGAUUUUUUCUUUGUUCAAAAGACAAAGUGAUACCCUUUUCUUGGAUUUGGAUUUGGAUUUGGAUUUGGAUUUGAAUCAUACAUAAAAAAAUCUAUUUUUGAGUGUGAGAAGAUUCACAAAGACUAAUUUCUCAUGGAGUAUGAUGAAUAUGUGUAUGGUGAAAUUUUUGAAAACUUGAUAGUCAACAGUUAUAGUGGAAGUGUUCUUCUAUAUUGAGCUAGUUUGUUGCAGAAUUCAUAGUUUUUGUGUCAAUUUUAUAGAAUUAUUUUCUUGGAAUUUGGCUUUAAGUUGUUAAAAUGGCACAAAAAAUGGAAAUUGUGAGCAUUUCUGGUUAUAAUUGAUUUCGACAGUACGGCUAAACAAAUUUACUUUGUUAUAGUUUUUUGUUGGAAGAACCAAGUUAUGAUUAUUAUGUUGCUUAUUAGUACAAUAGGACCAAUGAUAAAAAAGAGAGUUGGUUUGAGAAUUAAACAAGCUGGUAGAGGUUCAUACAGAGGAAGCUAGGUGUAUUGUGUGUUUUGUUUGAAAAUUGUUGUUGUUGGUUGUUGUUGUCUUUUGUGUUUCUUAUUUAUUUUACAAAAUAGUCCUGCAAAAGUAGAAAAUGGAAGUUACUUCAAUUACACAAUUGUUGAAGAGCUUUUGUGAUGCUAUGCAAUGGCAGUAUGCUGUGUUUUGGAAGCUUAAUCAUCUUUCUCCGUUGACUUUGUACUGGGAAAAUGGUUACCAGAAAAGUAAUCAGUCUUUGGGGAGUAUGUGGGGGGACAUCAGUUUCGAAUCCCCGGAUGAUGUAUAUUCUUCAAGGAGUGAAGGAACUGAUGAUUCAGGAGAUUAUUCAGUUCGACUUCUCAUGAUCGAAAUGUCUCAUCGAAAAUACAGUUUGGAAGAAGGGGUUGUUGGCAAAUUAGCUCUUGCCAAGGAACAUUUUUGGGUUUCAUCUGAGGAUAUUUUCACUGGUAAAUUUGACACUAAUUUAAUUCCUGAGUGUCCUGAUGAAUGGAUUCUUCAAUUUGCAUCAGGCAUCAAGACUAUUGUGCUGGUACCAGUUCUUCCACAAGGAGUGUUGCAAUUUGGUUCAUUUAAAACGGUUGCCGAAGACCUCAAAUUUGUUACCAAUAUCAAGGAGCAAUUCAAUUUCCUUCACUGUCUGGAAGCUAAUACUUCAUCUUUAAACUUUGGAACUGAUUCUCAAGAUUGGUCAUUCUCAGCUCUAUCGCAUUACUUGAUGGAUAGCUUCGACGAAUCUUCGUCAGCUAGUACUUCUCUCAAUAUGAAUAAAUCAACGAGAUUUCCUCAGGAUGAUGACUAUUGGUUGUCGAGGGAAAUUCAGCCAAAAUCUCUUAAAAGAUCACAUGAAAAUGAGAUGGUUUCCUCAUCAUUUGAAACGUCAAUUGAUCCAAAAUAUAUUGGUUAUGUGGAGAAAAAAUCAAAUCAUUUGGUAGAAGAGAUAUGGCCCUGGUCUCACUUUGUCGACAAUGAAGGAAAGUUCGGUGAGAUGUCAAAUGGAUUUAGUUCUUACUCUGAAAAUAAUAUGACUGAGCAAGAAUUUGGAGGCACUGAAACUGGUCAUGUUGAUGUUAAGAAUUUCAAUUUCAACGACUUCUCAACUGUUCCUUCAAUGAUUGAAUUGGACAGAGCAAUUGGAUCUGUUGCAUAUAGACAGAAAGGAAAAUCUAUACCAAAAUAUAUCUCAGAUGAGGAUACUUUCAGCAGUUCAACUUUAAUAUCCAAUAAAAAGCAACAUGAUCAUAUUAAAAGUUUUGAGUUUCCUGAAGGAACAGAUCCUGAAUAUCUAUUAGAUGCGGUUGUUGGCAAUUUAUACAGCGCCUCUGAUGAUACUUCAUGUAGAUCGAACAGUGUUAGGUCUCUUGUAACAAUGCCGUCAGAGUUUACUGUCCCCAUUCAACCAAAAAUCUAUUCUGAAGAAAGCAACAUGUUUCUGAAAAGUUCCGAUGUUGGAAGUGAUCUUAUGCCUCCGGUUACAGCUAAGGGUAAAGAUGUAUUCACGAAUCAUUAUACAUCAACUUUUGAUGGAAACUCAAGCUUAUUGGUUGAUGAGGAACCACAGGAAAAGGUCAAUAGUCAUAUGGAACCUAUUAGUCGACCAAAGGUCUCUAGUGCGAGCAAGAAAAGAGCAAAAGUAGGUAACAACAAAAAUUCAAGGCCCAGAGAUAGACAGUUGAUCAUGGACAGGAUGAAGGAGUUGAGGGAACUUAUCCCAGAUGGUGGGAGGUGUAGCAUCGACAACCUCUUGGAACGAACCGUCAAGCACAUGAUGUACUUAAGAAUGGUAACAAGCCAGGCUGAGAAACUGAAACGAUUUGCUGAUUGUGAGGUACCUGAAAGGAAAAGGCAGAAAACAAAUGGCAGCCAUCCUGGAAGAAGCUGUGCAUUUGACUUUGAAAGUGAACAAUCAUGGCCCAUAGUCAUAGAAGAUUUGGAAUCCUCAGGUCACAUGCUCAUAGAGAUGGUAUGCAAUGAGCAUGGACUUUUCUUGGAGAUUGCUCAGGCGAUCCGAAGACUGGGCAUUACCAUCUUGAAAGGGACGUUAGAAAACCGUUCAAGUACCGGCUGGGCUUGUUUCAUUGUUGAGGUUCCAAGAGGUUUUCACAGGAUGGAUAUUUUAUGUCCUUUACUGCAUCUUUUGCAGCUUAGGAGAAGUCCUGUCUCAUAAAAUGGUGAUCCUUCAUUCUUAUAUGAGGGAAAUGUAGCUUGUCCUCUGUUUUAAAUGACAAGCUCGGUUUUAUAAACUAGCAGUUAAAAUAAUUGUGUGAAUUAUGACUAAUAGUGCAAAUAAUUGGGUUGAUAAUGAUACUUUCAGAUUCUCAGCAGUGUUUCUGUAGCAUUUGUUUUGAUGAUUGGCUGAAUAUGUAAACAAUAAUGCUACAGGGGUGUUACUGUCUGUGAAACCAAGACUAACUAGUUUUGUAGACAUUUCUAGUGUGAUAGUAUAUUACUUAAUUUGUAGUGUGAUAUAUUAUAAAAUAAUGUUUUAUCAUUUACAUAUUUUCAAUUCUCUAGAUAAAUUUUUGGA
Molecule: messenger RNA, 3343 nt
Organism: Trifolium pratense (red clover)
Lineage: Eukaryota; Viridiplantae; Streptophyta; Magnoliopsida; Fabales; Fabaceae
Product: transcription factor bHLH155-like
Exons: 11
Coding region: 914-2983 (689 amino acids)
Biological process (GO): regulation of DNA-templated transcription
Molecular function (GO): DNA-binding transcription factor activity; protein dimerization activity
Source: RefSeq, a predicted model, not a curated record